AAAAGCAGGUAUUCAUUUUAUUAAAUAAUAUGACUAGGGAGCCAGGAAUCAGCUGUUCAGUGGUAAUUAGAAUGACAAGAAUAAUACGUGCAGGGAAUCAGAAUGCCACCUAGUCCAAUCUCCUGUCUUAGUCCAAUCUUCCACUCAUUAACCACCAUCUCUUUACAUAUUAACUACAUCAUCUAGAUUAUAGUAUAGCAAAGCAUGGGUUGAGCAAAGUACACAAUUAUUACAAAGCACUGGAACCGCAGCAUCAUUACUAAGCUGCCCUGCUGCUCCUCUGGAGUGGGGAACAGGUUCAGCAAAAUUUAACCUAGCUUAUUAGUCAACAAUUAUUUGUGGUUACCACCUAUCCCUUGCCUUUGGACAGUGGGAGGACUCAGGCAGAGAGAAAUGAUGUCUCCUCUUCGGCCGAGGGAAUGCAAACUGACCAGAAAAGAGGCAGAGAGCUAUGGAUUCUGUCUGCGCCUUGAGAAAUAUAAAACAGGGCACCUGAUCCGGAACGUGGCAAAGGGGAGUCCAGCUGAGAAGGCUGGCCUGAAAGAUGGAGACAGAGUCCUGAGGGUCAAUGGGAUUUUUGUAGACAAAGAAGAGCAUGCAACGGUGGCUGAUUUAGUUAGGAAAAGUGUGGACUCUGUAGCAUUCCUUGUUUUGGAUGAAAAAUCUUAUGAAGAUGCACAUAAGGAGGGGGUCAAUUUUGAAGAGUUGGGUCAAACAUUACCAGGCCAGCAGCAAGCAGAACACCCUUCAGUUGUGACAAAUGGAGGACCUGGCCCAGUUACACAACCCCGCCUCUGCUAUCUGGUGAAAGAAAAAAACAGCUAUGGCUUCUCUCUGAAGACAACGGAAGGUCAGAAGGGAUUGUUCAUUAUAGAUUUGUCCCCACAAGGACCAGCUGCAUUAGCCGGAGUGCAGCCCAAUGACCGCCUGAUCGAAAUCAAUGGAGAGAAUGUGGAAAACGACACUCAUGAGGAAGUAGUUGAGAAGGUGAGGAGGUCUGGAAAUCGACUUGUUUUUCUGGUGUCAAAUAAAGAAACCGAUCAGUAUUACAAGAGGCAGAACAUGCAGCUGAGGAGAGAAAUGGCAAGUUUGAAAUUAUUACCCCACAAACCCCGAAGGCUGGAGCUUGCAAAAGGAAAAAAUGGUUAUGGAUUCUACCUGAGAAUGGAACAGAAUGGUAAAGGUCACUUAAUUAAGGACAUUGAUUCUGGCAGCCCUGCGGCCGAAGUUGGUCUCAAGGACAACGACAUCCUGGUGGCUGUCAAUGGAGAGUCGGUUGAAGCACUGGACCACGAGGCUGUCGUGGAGAAGAUCAGGAAGUCUGGUGAAAAAACUGUGCUGCAGGUGGUGGAUGACGAAACCGACGCCAUGUACAAAAUGGCUAAGAUAUCCCCAUGCCUCUACUAUCACACAACACCGGUGCAAUCUCCAUGUGAGGCUGAAGUGCCAACAUGUCAUACGACGAAAGAGAAUCGCAAGCCCAGACUCUGCUAUCUGGUCAAGGGUCCCAGUGGCUUUGGCUUCCGUUUGAACGCCAUCAAAGGUUUGCCUGGCAAGUUCAUCAAAGAGGUAAAGGAGGGUGGCCCGGCAGAAAGAGCAGGGCUGCAAAUCGAUGACAUCUUAAUAGAAGUCAAUGGUGCAAACGUGGAGAACGAAGAUUAUGACGAUGUCGUGGCAAGAAUCCAUGAUGGUGGAAACAAGCUGAAACUAGUAGUAUGUGGAGAAGAAGCUUAUCAGUACUUCAAGGCCCAGAAUAUGCCCAUCACUGCCCCCAUGGCAGAUCCACCAGACAGCAGUAAUGACCCUCCUGCUUACACAGAGAUACAAACCCCAGAGCGAGACGGACCAUUGCCAGAACCACGAGAGAGGGCUAACUCAUCAUCCUCUUCACUCUCAGUUGCUUCUGAAGAUGAUGAUACCAAAUUGUAAUGCCAGGGGUCAAGUACCUUCCCAUGGUAGUGCCCAAAAGGGAAUAGUAGUCUGAAGCAGUUACAAAUAUUACUGCUCAGAAAAUGUUGGCUACUCUCCUGUGCAUGCUUACUUGUAACAAAGGCCCAUUGAACAAACAAACAUGUACGUAUAGGAUUGGGCUGCUAGAUAACAUUGCUUUCAGGUGAGGAAGGGAUUCUACUGGAUUCCUACCUCAUUAUUGUUAAGCUGCAGGCUUUUUCCAUGUGGACCAGGACUGCAUGCAUUAAAAAUGUUACUGUGUUGAUUGCAGCCAAAGCUUCCUAAUGGAAAAUGGUGAGUGAAUAUCUACCAUGCAUAUGUACACUUACUAUAUCCCAAUUAAAUCAAUAAUCAUUCUUAUUAACAUUUAUUGCUCGUAUAAUUUGAACCAUUAACCAAAGCAAAUAUUAACGUGUAGUCAUUUUAGUACAAACUAACUUUAGGCUUUGUUGCCCAACAUUUGAACACUUUGAAAACACUGCAGUGUAUCAGUUAUGCACUGGGAUAUCUACCAGUACAUUGGUUGCUUUCACAGUGUUAAUUCCAUUUUAAGUUUUAAAAUAAAUUGUUUCACGGUAGUCUGAUCUGUGUCUGCAGCGUAUCUGAUCAGAAUGUGAAAGAUUCCGUUCCUGGAACCUACCAUUUGACCAGAACCCUCACCCAACUUUUGCCUCUUUCUGAUAGCAGAUGAGGUCAAACAAGGUGCCUUAACAAAAAGGUGAACCAGCUUUAGUCUACAAAAUGUAUACACAUGAAGAUACAUGGCUAAGGUUUUUAUUUCAUUUUUUAUACUUGCUAUCCUUUUUUUAUUUCCUACAUAUAGUAGAUCCCUUGACCUCCUCUAGCAACCCUCACCCAAAUCUUCUACAAUUCCAAACCUUCAUCCAUGCAUUCUGCCCCCUUGCUGCAUCAGGUGGUCUUUCACCUUUCUCUUCAGCCCACGGCCCUCUCUAUUAUGUGCUGUACGGAGGAGGCAAAAGAAGAAGCUGCUGCUCAGUUUCCAAUCACAGUCUGAUUGGUGGAGGGUUCCCUGUUCUCUUCCAUAAACAGAAGCUGCUGUCCCAAUAGUCAAAUCAAUCAGUACUAAGUCUGGCAACUGUUUCCCCAUCAGAAGGCAUGGCAGAGAAAAAGUUCAUAGAUCAUUCUUGCUGGGGGUGGGGGGGGGGAACAGGGUGGAGCUGCAGGCUUUUAGCUGCAUUGCUUCUUUUCAGGCGUUUCCUCUGCCCCUUCUUCAGUCUGUUCAUGCAUAUUAGAAGAGAGCUUUUGAAUCUACUUAACUACAACAUGACCAUUUUUAAUCCAUGUCUCACUGAGCUGCCUUACCUUUGCCCUGAGUAUCCACUUCCUAGCCAUAUGGAGGGUUUCUCUGAUACACCUAAUUCUGGAAUCAAGAGGUAGGUUUCAUCAGCAGUAUGUUAGGUUACAGUGGGAUCCACAAGGAAAACAAACAUCAUAUAUGUAAUAUACAUAGGAAUAUUUUCUAUCAAAUUUCUGCAUGUUAUCAUUUCUCCUUACAAUAUGGAAUGGAAAUGGAUAAGGAUUGAGCUAAGAUUCAAUGAAACAGCAAAGGGGUUGAGAUAUACCUUCUUUGACAAGGGCUACACAGCCCACCAAUGAUACAGUGACAUGCCAGUGCUAGACAAGGUAGGAACAAAACCCUGGUGAGCAACAUUCAGUUUGAUUGGUCACAAGCUGCCCAGAGCUGCUUUUGAAAUAUCCAGACCCUUGUUAAUUCACCACUCUUCAUUCCAUCUUCGGAGAAGUAACUCAUUUCCAAAGUCUGUAGGGUUAUCACAAAAUUAUUAUGAAUUGUUAUAAAAGCUGGUUUAUUUAGAUGUUCAGUUCCAGUAUCACUACUUCCAGAUUAAGACAUUUAAGCAGACAUCUUGCCAAUCACACUUACUAAACAUCACAGAAUUGUUUCUUCCCAUUCUGCUUUUGAGAGAGCUGCCCUUUCACUCCUUGUGAUUUAUUUCCAAUCAAGAACAUGCUUAUAGCACAAGGGUUGUUUCUUGGGGCUAUUUCUUGCCUCUCCUUUUGCCGACACUGAUAUAUUUGGUUCUUGUCAAAGAACUGAUAAUCCAUCGCAAAAAAAGAUGGCAAUAUGCCAAAUACUUUGCUUUCGUCCAUCACACAAUGAAGAACCAAGGUGGAUUCAGAGUGCCAUGUGCUUUUCAGGAGCCUGCUUAUGCGCCAGGUAGAGGAAGAGGAUGCUGGAGAGAGCACUGACCAGAAAUAUAACAUCAAACCAGCGGUGGUAGAAGUUGAACUGUAAUUCUCCUAGAACUUCCGUAAUGAUGGUGCGAUACUCUGGAGGCAUACUCAUUCGAAUCAGAAGCACUGAAGACACAAAAUACAUCCCCUACAGAAGAGAGAAAGGGAACAUCAGGCAUCCCCAUUUCCAGCUGCUUACAUAGCUAAGAGUGAGCAAGAAGUAGCUUUUCACCAUUUGGGGCUAUAACCACUCACCAUUAUUUGUGCCAAUAACAGAACAAUAACAUUAGAAGACUUGCUGCUUGAGAUAGCAUAGAAAAACUGGAAGACAAAACAGAGAAAACCAUCUACAUAUAGAUAUAUAAUCCAAUUAAGUACAACAUUCUAAUUAAAUUUCAAGGGACAGUGGAAAUGGCUAUUCUGCUGCAUAAUGUCAUGGCUUUCUAACCAUCAAAAUGGUCCGUACAACUGCUUAGCUAUCCAAGAGAAGCAGUUCCAAUUCCAACAGUUACUUAUAUACCCAUGUUAAAGACACACUGGGAGCAUUCUCUUGCCCUCACCAGCAAAGAAUGUGGCUCAGGGUGGGAAAGUUGCUCAGCAUGACAACACAAGUCAUGAGGUUGGUGGAACUACAUGCUGCUAAGGGGAAGGAGGGGGUCCAACCUUGUGGUGCUGCUUUUAGUGUUUGCGUGUGUUUUGAGUGUUGUGUGCUUCUGCCCCAAAGUUCUUAAGAGAUAAGUUCUGAUGAACUCACACUUUUCUGCUUAUACUCGUGUAUAAUAAGAAUAUGUACAGGCCUACCUUUGUGAGUGUAAUCAAUAAACCCCUGAUAGAGGUGACAAUAAUUAUUCCAACAAGGAUAAAGGAAAUAUGCUGAGACCAGAAUUUUACCUGCAAUAACACAAAAAGGAAACAGUUAAACUCACAGAGAUGUUCAUAUCUACAGUAUGGAUUUAGUAGGCUGCUUAUUUUCAGAUACUGUUUAUGCAUUCAGUGUCCUCCAGAGAAAUUCAAGCAAGAAUAUUUUCAUACAAACCUAUAGCAGAUAAACCGAGAGUUCUUACCAGGUUGGUGUACACAACACUGGAUUUAGAUUUCUUUUUAGCAUGACUAAAGGUUUAUAGGUGUUUAAUCUAGGCCAAUGCAUUCUCUAGUAUCUAAGAUAGGAGUACUGCCAUCUUCUGGGCAAACAGAAGACUGGAACUUAAAUUUUAAAGAUGCAUAGUUCUAUUGAAAACCCAGUGAUACAUAUGAAUUUUCUUAAGUUUUAGAAUCACUCACUUUAGUACCUACAGAGAUUUUUAGAAGUAGUUAUCACAUUGAAUUAAUAUCCAGCUCAGAACAGAGUAGAAUAAAAUAAGAAUAAAAGAACACUGAAGAAAGAAGGUGGAUUUUAACUGUCCUCACAUCAAACUGGAUCCCCAAAUAGUUCACAGUUAUCUCAAUUCCUCGUGUGACAGGGUCCGUCUUUCCAACUCUGUCAAAUACAAUAUUGAUUGUUGCC
Messenger RNA from Zootoca vivipara (common lizard), 5668 nucleotides. RefSeq names its product PDZ domain containing 1 (gene PDZK1). Gene Ontology annotation, molecular function: signaling receptor binding; protein-membrane adaptor activity. Lineage: Eukaryota; Metazoa; Chordata; Lepidosauria; Squamata; Lacertidae. Gene Ontology annotation, biological process: protein localization to plasma membrane. The record is from RefSeq and is a predicted model, not a curated record. Gene Ontology annotation, cellular component: apical plasma membrane.